GCCUGGGCAGCACUGCAGCGAGCAGGUAACACUCAUAAAACCUCAUCAGGGCAGUGAUCUGCCACCGUUUGGACCGGGACAAUGACGAGAACACUCCUACUGUGGCUUCUGUUCCUAAACGCCUCAUUCAAGCCCUCAGAAAGCCACAGUCCAGGCUUCGAGGUGGGGGACGACUAUGAGGUGGUUCGACCCGUCAGACUUCACGCAGUCAGGAAAAGAAGCACGGAGAACCUCAGACCACAGACAGUUAAGUACGCAAUGACUGUCGGAGGAAAAAACAUUCAACUGCAGCUUGAGAAAAACACGGAGUUAUUAGGCAGAGACUACACAGAAACCUCCUACCAGGAAGACGGGACUCGGGUCACCUCAAGACCACAUGACGUAGAUCACUGCUACUACCAAGGAACGAUUGCCAAUGACCGUGAGUCAUCAGCUAGCAUCAGUACGUGUGACGGACUGAGGGGUUACUUCAGGACAUCUGCUCAGAGGUACCUGAUUGAGCCUCUGUCCGGUGGCGAUGAGGGCGACCAUGCUGUGACCGCCGUAAAUGAGACGAGCUCUAAGCCGGCGCUGUGUGGCGUUACCAACGACUCCUGGAGCGACGACGUGGAGCCUCCAACCGGCAGGAGCCGGUCCAGAUCUGGGGGUGUUUCUGUCCUUCGGCAGCAGAAAUACAUCGAGCUCGCUCUCGUAGCAGAUAAUCGAGCGUUUCCUCCUGACACGCCGCUCUGCUGCAGGAUGAUGACAUCGUUUCGUAACCGCAGCAGCUAUGUCAGACGAUUUCAGAAACAACGCACUUUUAGAAUGGAAUGUCUCUUCCUGUCUUUCAGUGGGAUCGACUUUGAAGGUUCCACUGUGGGUCUGGCUUUCAUUGGGACCCUCUGCACCGACCACUCAGUCGGGGUAGUACAGGAUCACAAUGACCGAGCCAUCGCAGUGGGAGCUACUCUAGCCCACGAGAUGGGCCACAACCUGGGCAUGAGCCAUGACGACUCCAGUACCUGCAUUUGUUCCGGGGACAGCUGCAUCAUGGCUGCGGCCCUCAGCUGGAACAUCCCGCGGUCGUUCAGCAGCUGCAGCAGCAGCAACUAUGAAAGAUACCUGACAACCCGCAGCCCCAGCUGCCUGUUGGACAAACCCGACUACAUGAGGAUCCAAGCUCCUGCCGUCUGUGGGAACGGCUUCAAGGAAAAAGGCGAGCAGUGCGACUGCGGCACUGUGCAGGAGUGCACCAACCCCUGCUGCAACGCCACCACAUGCACGCUGUCAGCAGGCUCCCAGUGUGCGGAGGGAGAAUGCUGUGCUGACUGUCAGAUCCAGCCUCGGUCCAGGGAGUGCCGCCCCAAGCAGGAUGACUGUGACCUGGCAGAGUACUGCGACGGGAAGAGCGCCACCUGUCCUGAGGAUGUGUUCGCCGUCAACGGCCUGCCGUGUAACAAGGGUCUGGGUUACUGCUACAACGGCCAGUGUCCACAGAGGUCAACCCAGUGCCUCAAACUCUACGGCAACAGUAGGCCUUUGGCUUUCUUCCUAGAUUUUUUCUGCGGGAAGCUUUUCUGCAGCGGCGGCAAUCCCAACCCUAUCUACGGCCAAAUGGUCACAAUCGGGGGCUGCAAGGCGGCUUUCAUUCAGGACUACACCAAAGACUACGGGCAGGUGGAGGAAGGCACCGUCUGUGGGGAGGGGAAGGUUUGCAGCCAGAAUCAAUGCAUGGAUGUUGAAGCUGCGUACAGGAACACCAACUGUUCAGCCAAAUGCCCAGGGAACGCUGUGUGCAAUCACAGGAGUGAGUGUCAGUGCACGCCUGGCUGGCUGCCUCCUAACUGCGGAGCUCAGGAUGAAGCUUUCAACUCGCUCUCCACCGGGGCGAAGGUCGCAGUGUCCCUGGCUGUCAUCCUGGUGGUCCUGGGUCUGAUUUUUGGUGUGGUUGGAUUCAUGUGCAAGAAGAAGAAACAGGCUCCCUCUCUGCCAACUUUAUCGGCCCCCAGGGAGCCUCCAGCGGCCCGCAGCUCUGCUCCCAGAACCAACCAGAAGGCCAGCAUUGGUCAGCCCAUGCCUCUCAGACAGGCACCAAAACCGAAGCCCAAAGGCGCUCCGCCUCCACCACCUGCAGCAGGGAACCGACCCAAACCUCCGAGCCAGAACUACCUAGCUGCACGCCAGGCUCUGAGGCCCGUCCCUCCUCCGAAGGUCUGAGGAGCAGCAGAGACCCUGGCUCUGGUCUGCUGGCGGACUCCUGCCUCCAUGAUCUGCUGCAUGUUCUCCUGCACGGCCUGAGCCCAAACAGGAAGCUGUUAAAGUGCAGCUUCUGCUACGGAUCCAGGCGUCCGGCUCCACGGGGCCUUAAAGUCGAUCCUUUGGCGACGCCGUCGGCUCAGAGCUGCUUCAGCAUCGUUUCUGGGUCCAAACCCUUCAACCACUGCUCUGAGAAACGCUGCACUGUUGGCCAAGUCUUUGAUGAUAACAACACUGUGAAAAUGUUUGUAAAGGUUUUAUAAUUAUAUUUUAUUUACACAAAGUACGAGCUUCAUAUUUUUGUAAUAUUUUCCUGUUUACAUGAGAGUCUGAUGGAUCUUUAAACAUUGUGCUUUUAUAUUUGUAUUUAGUAUU
Cyprinodon variegatus (sheepshead minnow) is the source of this 2610-nucleotide messenger RNA. Its product is annotated as zinc metalloproteinase-disintegrin-like 8. NCBI's taxonomy places the organism in Eukaryota, Metazoa, Chordata, Actinopteri, Cyprinodontiformes, Cyprinodontidae. Gene Ontology annotation, cellular component: plasma membrane. Gene Ontology annotation, biological process: proteolysis. The transcript is spliced from 20 exons. Gene Ontology annotation, molecular function: metalloendopeptidase activity. The record is from RefSeq and is a predicted model, not a curated record. The coding region runs from base 82 to 2196 and encodes 704 amino acids.